Durusdinium trenchii is the source of this 2532-nucleotide messenger RNA. The record is from the annotation of a GenBank genome assembly. Lineage: Eukaryota; Dinophyceae; Suessiales; Symbiodiniaceae.
AUGGUCAUGCAAUCGUUGGACGACGCCUUCGACGAUGGCUAUGGGGUCUUUGAUGAAGAUGGCGGGGAGGCAGAGGAUCCACAGGAAGGCUUCAGCAGCCUCGUUGAUGGUGCCAAUGAGAUUCUCAUGGAGGACCAGGCGCGGAACGAGCGCCAGGCGCGCCGGAACGUGCGGAUCCGCGGGCUGCUGAAGACCUUCCGCGACUCCUCAGAGGCGGCUCCGAAGCCUUUCAAGAUGGAGGGCUUUGCCAAGGUCGCCGGGCCCCAGGCGCCGCAGUCGGAGCAUCCACCUUGGUGGGUCGAAAGGGAGCACCCCACCGAGGCCUCGCUGCGGCUCCAUGAGGAGCUCAUCGACUUCACCGAGUUCCUGCGUCCCACCGUCAUCGAGGCGGCCAUGCGCGAUGCCUGGGUCCACUCCAUCGAAGAGGCAGCCAAAUCCCUUUGGCCAGAGGUCCGGGUGCACAUUUUUGGCUCCACCUCGACGAGUCUGAACCUCCCCAGUGCCGACAUCGACGUGGCCAUCGUGAACGUGACGAACCUCCGGGUCACCACCGCGAUGAAGCAACUGGCUGAACGCAUGCUGGAGCGACAGGAGGUGAGCAAAGUGGAGAUCAUCCAGUCUGCUAAGGUACCGGUGAUGAAGGUGCAGCAGAGAACCACCGGGCUCAUGGCUGACAUUGUGAUCAACAAGACCGACGGCUUGGAUACGGCCAAGUUCGUUCGGGAACAAAUGGCGAUCUUCCCUGCCAUGCCUCCGCUGGUGCUUUUCCUGAAACUGUUCUUGGCCCAGAGGAAUCUCCACGAAACUUACAUGGGUGGCUUGGGCUCCUAUUUGCUUGUGUGCGUGGUGCUCUCCUUUCUGCAAUUGCAUCCUUCAGCUCAGCAGCAACGACUACACUCAGCUUCGACCUUGGGGAAGUUGUUGUUGGACUUCUUCCGCUACUAUGGCCAGGAGUUCCGCUACGCCACGCAGGGCAUCAGCGUCCUGAACGGCGGCGCCCUCUUCGACCGGCAGCAGCGGGGCUUCACAGCGCGAACACGCACGGGGCAGGCGACGCUCUGCUUGGAGUCUCCCUCGGAGCCCAGCCUGGACAUCGGGUCGCGGGUCUUUAAGAUCGGCAUCAUCCGCGCGGCCUUCAACCACGGCUAUCACGUGCUCUCCACGUUGUUCCUCUCCAAGGAGCCCAUUCCGGGCUCCUUGCUGUGUCCCUAUUUGCUGCGGCGCGACCACCCACUGAUCGCACAGCGCUUCCGCCUAUUCAACGAGCAGCCGGCUCCCUUCUUGGAGUUGGUGGGUCGCCCCGAGAGCGACGAGGAGCGGGAGAAGGGCCCUGCGGAGCCGAUCAUGAAGAAGAAGAAGUUGGACACGGCGCCGCUGAACAUCAAUGUGGCCAUGGAGGAGCCUGUGCCGGACCCCAUGGCCGAGAGUCUGACACAAGCCUUAGACUUCCUGGCGGCCGCCGAUCCGCGCUUGGCGCAAGACGACCCUUAUGGCCAGGCCGAAGCCGACUUUGAGGAGAGCCUCCUGGACCUGGACCCGGCAGUCUUGGCCGAAGAGCAGCGGAAGCUUCAAGAGCAGAUCGCACGUCUGGAGGUGCCUGGCAUGUCCUGGUGUCGCGGCUCUUGUGAGGCUUCGGUGAUGAAAGCUGAAGGAUUCAUCGACCAAAAAGGGGAAGCCAAAGCACAGGCCUCUUUCGCGGCACUGAAGGCGAAGGACUCCCCUGUGGUGGUGAACAUCCGCUAUGGCAAGAGGAUUGCACCCAUCGUGCUGCCGCGUGAGCCGAAGGUCAGCGUGGCAGCCGUGUUGAGCUCUUUCUCCUUCCGGCUUUGUGCCUCUCAGCAGUGGCCGCGCUGUGCAGCCUGCCGACGUUUGCAACACUGCGCCAAGCACUUGGAGCAGCUGCAGGAGAUCUUGCUUCCAGCAGUGAUUCCGGCCGGCACCUGCAGCUUGCAGCUUUGGCAGGGCCUUGCACAGGUGUGCUUCGACGAGGACCUGAACGACUUGGAGACCUUCUCCAGCGCGGCCUGUGUGGCCAAGGUGCUGGCCGCCCUUACGGUUCCUCUGGUGGACGCGGGACGCUUCAAGAGGAUCAACACCACCGCGCUCCGGAUCCCCACUACUUUGCUACCAGAGGCUGCGGCCAAAACGAACGCGUCAGUGAACACCACCAACACAAGUCUGUAUGACGCGCCAGGAUCUCAGGCCUACAGCGCCUACCUACCUGAGUGCCAAGAGAAGCUGAAGGCCGUGGUCAAGAAGGCUGAGACUCACUACACCAACCGCCAGCUGGUUGUGGCGCUUGCUCAAGAGUGCGACUUGGACAAGGAGUUCCCCACGGUGCGCCGCGUCUUCUUCGACCGCCGCCGUGACUGCCGUGCCUUCGCCGAGCAGCUGGGCGCUGCGCGGGCCAAGGAGAUGAAGGGUGAGAAAGGCGCCUACGAUGAGUGCUGCCAGACCUUGUGGGAAGAGCGAUCUCAGGCAUCGUUCCUGGGUUCUGUGGGUCUGGUGCUCCUCUUGACCUGGCAGCUUUGA